GCCAAUAGGACGUCAGGAUGUGGUUACAGUGUCAGUGGGUAAGCGUUUAGAGGAAGCGUCACCGAGCCGUGUAACAAAACUUUUAGCAUGGCUGACAAGGUUUUAGACGGAGGACCCUGGACAGGAUGCGCUGUUCUAUUUCUGCGCUCGCUUUGUCCAGACGCAAACCUGCUAUCCCUCUACAAAGAUGAGGAGGGAACGUUCAUCCUUUUCAAAGUCAUCAAACUGACUCUUAGAGAUUCUGCAGGAGGCCUGGCCGGUUAUGAAAUACUCAAAUUUCAUGAUGCUGAUCCCUACUUCGGAGUGGAGGUGAAGUUUGUGGAUCUCGUGGCGUGUCAGCAAUUCCUGGAGAGCUACAGCUCUGGAGCUGUGCGUCAGUCCAUCUCUCAACACGCCUGUCGGCUCCUCGCUCUGGCUCAAGAGUUCACCGUGGAGACCCAACUCAAAGCGGGAACACAUGUGUUGGAUCGAUGUCUGGACAGGCUGGAGCUUUGUCUGCAACAAAUUCAUCUCUCCAAGCCCGAGCGAUUGCGUGACGAAGGAAUCGAACGACUGGAGGCUCGGCUGAAGUUGGAAGUCCUUGGGCCGGAAGUCCCAAGUAACUGCUUCAGGUUUCAAAAUAAAGUAUUUGAGGACCGAAUGCUGACGGCAGCAGAUGUUCAGAACUUCGCUAAUGGAGUGGGCCGUCAGUGGAAGCACGUGGGUAGGACGCUGGGGAGGGAUUGCCGCGCUCUGAAUGAUACGGCCAUUGACAACCUGGCCUAUGAGUACGCCAGGGAAGGCCUGUACGAGCAAGCCUAUCAGCUCCUGAGCCGCUUCGUCCAGGCGGCGGGGAGGGCGGCCAAGCUGAGCCGGCUGGUCAAAGCGCUGGAGGACUGCAAACUCACCGGCCUGGCUGAAUCCAUUCUGGACAUACAGCCGCGAGACUGAUGCCGUGCCAGCACGGAGGGAGGCGGAGUGGUCGCUAGCCAAGGUGGCGGGCCUCACCUCUCUUGACUUUUUGUCCUUCCUGCUUUACACACACAAUGUCUGUUCUUCGUUGCCGUCGUUGCAAAUGAUUCCUAGCUUUUACACGGAAUUUCAGGGUUGUCUAACGCAUUGUAGCCAAGGAGUAAAAUCAUAACGUCAUUCAUAUAAAUGAGUUGGUGUUUCGCCCCUUUCAUUACAUGCAAAGCUAUAGAAGUACACUGGCAAUAUCACAGAUAUCACAUAUUUAAGGUUAGAUGUCUAAAGACAGAGUCGGCGGUGUAAGUAACUAUCGGCUAAAAUGUGUCGGGGAAUUUUCGUAAUUUUCCAUUAAAAUACUCUUUAACUUGCUGAAAUCUUUACUAGAAAUCGACCGAUAUACAGUAGGUUUUUCAGGACCGAUACCGAUUAUUAGUAGGUGGAAGGGCUGAUAACCAAAUUUUGGAGCUGAUAUUCAUUUGCAGUAAAAGUACAAAAAUUGGCGUAAAGAAAUUGAAUAAUGCAAACAUUGAACUUCAAUGAAAUGCCUAAAGCAUGUUUAUUGAAUCACACAAAUAGAAAAUAAUAGCUAAUAAUAGGAGGUGGCAUGGUUCAGUGGUAGGGUAGUCGUUCCCCAACCCAGAGGUUGUGGGUUCAAUUCUUCGCCCUGAUGACCUUAAAGUAUCCUUGAGCAAGAUACUAAACUCCCCGUUGCUCCUAGUGCUGCGUCGCCAGGAGGGAGAUGAUAUAGUGUGAAGCACUUUGAGGGCCUUAAAAAGGUGGAAAGGCGAAAUACAAGUGGAACUCCAUUUACCCUUACCAUUUAACCAAUCAGAGGACUGGGUGAAUACUAGUGCAGGAGAGAGAGGCGCGGCUGCAUCUGUGCCAGAAUAACUGUUUUAAAUAGAUUUUUCCAUAUCGGCCGGUCGGAUUCAAAAGGCGGAUACCGUUACACUACCAUUCAAUAGUUUAGGUUCACCCAGACAAUUUUCGUGUUUUCCUUCAAAAGUCACACUUUUAUUUUUAAAAUGAGUUUCAAAAUGAAUAGAAAAUAUAGUCAAGACAUUGACAAGGUUGGAAAUAAGGAUUUUUAUUUUGAAUAAUGAUUUUCUCUUUCAAACUUUGCUUUAUCAAAGAAUGUUCAUUUUGUAACAAUUAUAGCUUUGCAGACCUAUGGUGUACUAGCUGUUAAUUUGUUGAGAAGAAGAGAAAGAAAAUAAGAGAAACUUCACUCCACCCUUCCAGAAGCCCCUCCCACAAGUUGGAUUGGCUUGAUGGCCACUUCUUGUGUACCAUACGGUCAAGCUGCUCCUACAACAGUUCAAUUGGUUUGAGAUCUGUUGACUGUCUGGCCACUCCAUUACAGAUAGAAUACCAGCUGCCUGCUGCUUUCCUAAAUAGUUCUUGCAUAAUUUGGAGGUGUGCUUUGGGUCACUGUGAUGUUGUAGGAAGAAAUUGACUCCAAUCAAGCGUUGUCCACCGGGUAUGGCAUGGUAUUGCAAAAUGGAGUGACAGCCUUCUUUAUUUAAUAUCCCGUUGAUCUUGUACAAAUCUUACACUUUACCAGCACCAAAGCAACCACAGUUCAUCACAUUACCUUCACCAUUGUUGCCAGAUGACAUCAGGCACUCUUCCAGCAUCUUUUCAGUUGUUUUGUAUGUCACAAAUGUUCUUUUCAUUGAUCCAAAGUCCAAACAUCUCAAACUUUAAAUCGUCUGUCCAUAACACUUUUUUCCAAUCUUCGUCUGUCCAAUGUCUGUGUACUUUUGCCCAUAUUAAUUGUUUCAUUUUAUUAUCCAGUCUCAGAUAAAGCUUUUACCUUUGCCACGCUGCCCUGAAAACCAGCAUCCCGGAGUCGUCUCUUCACUGUCGACAUUGACACUGACGUUUUAUGGGUACUAUUUAUUUAAACCUGUUAGAUGAGGACCUGUAAGGCAUCUAUUUCUCAAACUAGAGACUCUUAUGUACUUGUCUUCUUGCUCAAUUGUGCAGCGGGGCCUCCCGCUUCUAUUUCUACUCUGGUUAGAUCUUGUUUGUGCUGCUCUCUGAAGGGAGUGGUACACAGCGUUAUCGGAAAUAUUCAAUUUCUUGGCAGUUUCUCAUAUGGAGUAGCCUUCAUUUCUAAGUACAGAUUGUUGAGUUUCACGUGACAGUUGUCCUUUUUUGCCCAUUUUGAGAGUUUAAUCAACCCCACAAAGGUGAUGCUCCAGAUGCCCAACUACCUCAAAAGAAGAUCAGUUUUGUAGCUUCUCUAACCACCUAAACUGUUUUGAGCUGUGCCAUCAUGAAUUGCAUAAAGUUUUCUAAUCAUCUAUUAUCCUUAUAAGGCAACUAGCAAGCACAAUGCACCAUUAGAACACUGGAGUAAUGUUUGCUGUAAAUGGGCCUCUUUACAAAACUACGUAGAUAUUGCAUUAAAACCGGACGUUUCCAGCUAGAAUGGUCAUUUACUACAUUGAUAAUGUAUUGAGUGUUUUUCUGGUUAGUUUAAUGUUAUUUACAUUGAAAAAACUGCUUUUCUUUCAAAAAGGAGGAAAUUUCUCAGUGACCCCAAACUUUUGAACGGUAGUUUAUACGUCUUAUUUCCAAAUACCAUUGACGGCAAUAGAGGUCCAAUCCAUUUUGACGAGUCGCAAUGGAUUAGAGGUCUAUUGCCAUUAAUGGGUGUUUUCAAACUUAAAUUUCUUUUACUACUUACCACAGCACAUACGGUUUCAAAUGAACUGGACGUAUAUCGUUGUCAAUGACAGCCAAUGAAAUAUCAGAACAUAACUCAUUAUAAUAAUUCUGUUACUUUUGCAGCAUUCUGUACAAGCAAAAAGGAUUGAAAACUUAAGUCCGACCUGACAUUUAGCUUGUUUGCGUGGUCACAUUAACAUGCUUCAUUGUAAUUAAUCAGUCACGAGUGCACGUUUGUCACAAAGGAAAUUCAUAGAAAAGUUGAAACCAAAAAAAUGUUCGUAAAACUGAAAUUGCAGUGUCAUGACACUGUCAUAAGACCAUCAUAGUUCUAACAUGACCCUGUCAUGAACAUUAACGAAUGCUGAUGACAGAUGUCAUUAAGGGUCCUAACCCUCACACAGUUCCUAAACUUUAAUUUCAACACAUUUGAAAAAAUCCCCAAUAAAGCAUCAAAAAUGACAUAAUUUACUAAGUGAUAAUAACAUCUGUCUUAGCCCUUAUUCAUGUUCAUGACAGUUCUCAUGUCAUCAUUAUGACAGUCUUACGACACUGGGUUAAAUAAAGUGCAACCAAAAUGUCUUCAAAUUGGGCGGUAAAAAUAUAAAGUCAUCUUAAUCCUUUGUAGGGCUGAAAUAUGAAGUUUAAAAAAAAAAACAACUUCAAAGUGUUAUUCGGUGCAAGUUGAUGUAUGUUUUGGUUCAUUUUAAAUUGAACAAAUCAACAUGAUCAGAGAGUGACCCAAAAAGGCCCUAAUAUCGAAAGGAAGUGAACCAAACUCAACAGGGAGUUAACCAACCAGCAUGAAAGCAUUGACACAUAUUUCAAUUGUUAAUUAAUUAUCAUUUUAAUUACUUAUUAAAUAUUAACCAAUAUCAAUAUUGUUUAAUGACCAAAAAUAGCGGUGAGAACAUGCAAACUCCGCAAAGGAUUGAAUCCUUGAUCUCAGAAUUGUGAGGCAAACGUACUAAACACUCAGUGACCGUGCCACAGAGACAGAUUAUAAAUACAAAAAAAUCUACUUAGUACUCAUACUUCGUUACGUACCACAACUGCAUUAGUGUAAUUAAACCUAAAAACAUUUUUUCUCCAAAAUCAAAUUCCCCCAGGUAUAUUUGAGCAUUAAUCCUCCCUUUGCUCUCAUUCCCAUCACAUACACACACACCUACACACGUGCGCACACGCAUACAGUAUGAUUAAACAGUUGAUGUUGCUGUUGAAUGUGUGCUCGUGUCACGUUGUUUCAGUGCAUUGAGGCAGAUAUGACACACAGCUGUGUGUGUAUUUCGAGGUUUUAUCCCGGCCCAAAUUUACUGAUGGAUGAAGUCGCCACAGCUUGAGUUUGUCUGGUUUCAUUCAGGUCUAGUGUAAAAGCCAAGCGCCCCACCCCCACUCUUUUUAUGCCACUUGGCCGUCCAUCCAGAUGUGACAUGUGGAUUAGAAGCUUUUAAAACACACAGACACGCCCUUUUUUACACAGAUUUCCAAGUUAUGCAAAGUACAUUUAUCACCUUUUAGAACUGUAGCCACAGCAGCAAUCAAUGUGAUUAGUUCUGUAAACUUGUGAGUUGAAAUUUUUGAUACAAUGGAAUACAUCCAAGCUUUUUAUUAGCUAAUAUGAUGGAACUGUUCAUUCACAAUUUUCAGCACUAAUUACAAUAUUAUGUAUGCAUACAUACAUGUACUAGUAUAUUAGGGAUGUCCUGAUUGCAUAUUAUUGCACCCGAGUUAGAAAAUCUGACGAUACAGUCCCAAUUUUAAUUUAAUUUUUUUUUUUUUAAUUUGAGCAAAAGUUCCAAACAUGGUACAGAACUGUCUCUUUUACAGUACUUCCUCUUCCGCUUUUUCCGGGAGUAUAAAAGUACUUGUUGCGGAGUAUAAAAUGUAAAUAUUUUUGUAUCUUUUGGCAAUGCCAUUGUAUUUCUGGAUUAUAUAUGUAUGUGUAUGUAUAUAUAUAUAUAU
Messenger RNA from Corythoichthys intestinalis (scribbled pipefish), 5586 nucleotides. It is a transcript of the gene tradd, whose product is annotated as tnfrsf1a-associated via death domain. Bases 88 to 930 code for a protein of 280 amino acids. Gene Ontology annotation, cellular component: tumor necrosis factor receptor superfamily complex. Gene Ontology annotation, molecular function: transmembrane receptor protein tyrosine kinase adaptor activity. The transcript is spliced from 5 exons. The record is from RefSeq and is a predicted model, not a curated record. Gene Ontology annotation, biological process: extrinsic apoptotic signaling pathway; positive regulation of canonical NF-kappaB signal transduction. NCBI's taxonomy places the organism in Eukaryota, Metazoa, Chordata, Actinopteri, Syngnathiformes, Syngnathidae.